Messenger RNA from Culex quinquefasciatus (southern house mosquito), 7492 nucleotides. RefSeq names its product centrosome-associated protein CEP250 (gene mud). NCBI's taxonomy places the organism in Eukaryota, Metazoa, Arthropoda, Insecta, Diptera, Culicidae. The record is from RefSeq and is a predicted model, not a curated record. The transcript is spliced from 7 exons. Bases 189 to 7310 code for a protein of 2373 amino acids.
UGUUGAAAGAGGCGGCCACUUUUCAGAGCAGAGCCAAAACACAACGACCAAAAGCCGCCAACGGUUGAAAAUUUCGAGGCUUCCCAUCGGAAAAAAAUACAAAAAUCUUGAAAAAGUGGUCGGAAUUGUAGUGAAAUCCAAUGAAUACUGUUUAAAGUUGUGAUUGCUUACUGUUUUAUGAGUGUUUGAUGAAAAAAGAAGAAAAUAUGGACGGACUUCGCUGGUCGCGAGUGCUGCUACAAUGGGUCAAGGACUCCCGGCUGGUCGCGUGCGAGUGCGCCAACAUCGAGCAGUGCAACGUGCAGGAGUUUUUCGGGCAGUUUCGGGCCCGGAUGGAACCGACGCUGGCGGUCCGGGAGACCGACGUGGUGGACUUUCUGCGCGUUCACUUUCCACACUACGAGCUGUAUCUGACCGAGUCGGGCCGGAUUGCGGCGCCGGACCAUUAUUACAUAUUUUCGCUGUUGUUGUUCUUUUCGUGCGUGCGCCAUCCGGAACCGUUCUUCCAGCGGAUCUGCAGCGGGUUCGACAAGCCGCAGCAGUACGCGGUGACGGCGUUCCUCAAGUCCAUGCUGGAGGGUAGUCACUUGCGGAAGGAGAUCGACAGGAUGAUGAUCCGGAAGGCGAUUGAGGAUUCGAUGCCUAAGACGAUGAUGCCUCCGGCAUCGCCGAACCCGCUGACGACCGGCCAGAACCAGCAGCAGGAGCACGGCCAAAGCACGCAAAGUUUCCCCUCGUCGACGCGGAUGACCAGCAGCAGCGGCGGCGACGUCACCGACAGUCCACUCCGGCUCGGAACGCGUCCCCUGCGGCUAUCUCCGCCCACCCCGAAGACACUGAUCCUGGACGAGCGAACCCGCCAGCUGAAAGAGCUCAAAGCGCAGCUGGAGGCGGAACGGUACGAGAAGGGCUACCUGGAGGUGCAGCUCAAGCAGCUGCAGGACAAGAACGAAAAGUUCCUCGAGGACAAGCGCAAACACCUGAAGGAGAUCCGGGAGUUGCGGGCGGAGUUGCAGUCGUGCAACCGGGAGAACGAGUCGCCCAACAAGCGGCGCGUCGAGGACAACAAGGUGGCGCGGUUGGAGCGGCAGCUGGCGGAGAAGGAGGAGGCGCUGGACCGGUUGCGAAUUGAGUUGGAGACGGUCGGCGAGAAUAAUCGGAACGCGACGGAGAUGAUCAACUACCGCAACAACCAAAUCCUGGUCCUCAAGGACAAAAUCUGCGAACUGGAGGGCUCGAUCGUCACGCUCUCCGAAUGUCUCGAAAAGCGCGACGAAAUGAUCAAGUACCUGCGCGAAAACUGCGAAGACCUGCAAAACUUUAUCGACGAGAACCGCCUGCAGCAGCAACAACAGCAGGGCAACGGUUCGGAACCGACCCGCUCGGGCGGCGGCGAUCUUCUGAACACCUCCUGCGACAUGCUCGAGUUGAGCUCAACCGGGACGACUGGAUCGCUGAUUAGUCCGGAGAAUAUGGCUUACGCCGUUGUGGACGUUCAGCUGAAGGAGAAGGAGGCGGAGAAUGCGCUGCUGAAGCGAUCGCUCGAGAUGAUCGAGCAGGAGAAGGUGCGGGUGUCGGCGCUGGUUGGGCAGUUCUUCCGGCUUUAUGGGGACGUGGUGGGGAAGUUGCCCGUUGAGAGUGUGGAGGGGGGUGGGUUCGUGGAGAAGAUGCAGAGUUUUAAGGUGUGCUAUGAGACGUUGUUUGAGGAGCACGGGAAGUUCCGGGAGGGGAAGGUGGUGCUGGAGGAGCGGAACGAGGCGUUGGAGGAGGAUGUGAGGCAGCUGAGGGGGGAGUUGGUUGCGGUGACGGGGGUGUUGAGGAAGCUGGAGAGUCACUCGGCGGAGAUUGAGAAGGAGUUGGGCGCGGUGAGGAAGGCUGCUGGCGAGUAUCAACGGUUGAGUUCGGAGAGGGAGGAGCUGUUGGUGAAGCAGAAGCGGGACUACCUGAAGUUGAUCGCGGAAAAGGACGCGAUCAGUGGGGAUCACUUGACGCUGAAGGUAGAGCACAACAGCUUGAAGGGAGAGUACGACACGAUCACGCAGAAGAUCGACUAUUUGAUGGUAUCGUUGAACGAGGACUACGAGGGAAGUGACUUUUCGUCGUGGUUCGACAAGAUGGACGAGUUGAGGGAGCGGCUGGCGACGCUGAAGGACGAAAAGGAGCGGCUGGAGACGAUGAACAUGAAGAUCUUGAUGGAGAAGGUCGCGCUCGAGAAGGAGAUCAGCAACGGGGAGUUGAGCAGGGUGAAGCUGGAAGGGUUGAACUCGGAGGCGGAAGCCAAGAUCGCUGCGCUUGAGGUACAGCUGAAGCAGGUUCGGGAAAGUCUGGGUGAGCGGGAAGCCAGCGUUGAAUGUCUGGAGAAGCAGAAGGCCGAUCUGGAGGAAACUUCGCAGAGUCUCUCCAGCGAACUUGAGGAAGCUCAGAGCGCACUCCAAGGAGCACUUGGCAAGCUGAAGUUCAGCGAAGAAUCGCUGCAAGUUACGCAGGAUCAACUUGCGCGAGCAGAGCAAGACUUGGUCCAGGCUAACGAAGUCAACGGCUCCGCUGAAAAGCUGCUCGAAGAGCAGCGAAGUACGAUCCUCAAACUCCAGGAAUCUCUUCAACGAAACUCCGAGCAAGACGAGGAACUCCUGCAGCAGAUCGUCUCCCUCGAAGAGGAUUUGCGCAGCAAAUCGGAGCAGCUCGACCAAGUCAGCGCGAAGAUCGCCGACCUUUCCAGCGAUCACGCGCAAGCGAUCGAGCAGAAGAACCAACUGGACCAGCUCAAGAUCACCCUGGAGCAACGUCUCCUCGAAUCCCAAACCAAGAGUUCCUCCCACAUCGACACGCUCGAAGCGGAGCUUCGCAACCUGCAGCAAACCCUCGAACAAUCAGAAGCACGCGAUCGCGCCCAGCAAGAUCAGCUGGCGGAAGCGCGCGUCCAGCAGCAACUGCUCACCAACUGUAACGACGCCCUCCUCGCCGGCAUGAACGUCCUCCAGGACAAGAUCGCCUCGCUCGAUCGCCGCUACAAGUCCAAGAACGUCGGCCUGACCGCCAAGCUCGAUCAGAUCGCCGACCUGCUGAAGAAGCUGUCGGCGGUGCAGUUUAAACUGAGGCUGGAGAAGAGUUCGCUCGAGGAUACGGUUGAGGAGUUGAGGCGGGAGUUGGAGGCGGCGAAGCAGCGGACGGAAAUGUUGGAGGUGAGCGAGAGUACGCUGAAGGAGGUGGUUGAAGGGUUGCGAUCGGAGAAGAUCGCGUUUGAGGAGGAGCUGAGCGAUGCGGCGGAUCGGUUGAAACUGGAGAGCAAGGUCGUUGAGCAGCUGCGGGAAGAUUUGGAAGCGGUGGGAGUGGAGAAGACGAGCCUGAAGGAACAGCUUGACGGAACGAUCAAGUUGACGGAGCAGCUCAAAGAAGAGAUCAGCGUGAAGGAAGCUGGGCGAUCGCUGCUCGAGUUGCAACUUGCGGAGAAGGCCGAGCAGCUGCGCGACCUGUCCAACGAACGUGACGAGCUGGAGAUCAAGUGCAGCAAGCUGGAGGUCGACCUGAAGGACACGAUCAACACCUUGGAGACCCAGAAGCAGCUUACCGCCAAGACGUCCCAAGCCAACGUCGAAGUCGAGCAGCAGCUCGAAGCGAUCCGCUCGAACUUGAUCGCGGUGGAAACCGAUCGCGAUCGCGUCCAGCAGGAACUCCAGGAAACCCUCGACGAACUCAACGCGAAAUCCGCCACCGUCUCCCGACUCUGCUCCGACAAGGAGCAGCUCGAGCAGAAGAUCCAGGAACUCGCGGAAGCCCUGACCGCAACCCGGCAGCGCAGCUCCUCGCUUCAGGAGUCGCUCGAUCGCGAGCAGGAAAAGUGCGAAGAGCUGACCUGUCAACUCGCGAACCUCAACGCCCAAUUGGGCGCCGUUGCGCAGGAAGUGACCCGGCUGACGGACGAGCAGGAAGAGCUGCUGACCGCUCACGAAGCGCUCAAAUCGAAGCGGGACAGCUUGGCCGAGCAGGUCGAGGAGCUGACCGAAUCGGUGGCGGUGCUGGAGGAAGAUCGGGACACGCUGCGCGAGGAAAAGUGCCGGCUGGAGGCCGAGUGCGAGCGGGUUGACGGGGAGCGGGAAGCGCUCGGGGAGCAGUGCGGGAAGUUGCUCGGGGAGUUGGCGCGGAAGAACGAGGCGGUUAGGAAGCUGGAGGAAGGGGUUAAGGGAUUGGAGGGCAAGCUUGGGGCGAUGAUCGAGGAGAAGCUGGCAGUCGACGAGAAGGUUCGGCAGCUGGAGGAGACAAAUAGGACGCUGGAGGGUGCGCUGUCGGAGAAGGGAGCGGUCGAGGGGAAGGUCGUUGAGCUGGCUAAAGCCGUGGAGCAACUGCAGGCGGAGAAGAGUACGCUGGAAACGGACAAAGGCGCGUUGACGAAAGAGAUUGAAGAUCUGAAGAAUGAGCUGAACACGCAGGAAACGUCGAAGAAGCAGCUUCAAGAGGAAAUCGAGACGAUGCGAACUUCCAACGGAAGCUUGACGGAAAAGCUGGAGCAAGUUACCGAACAACUCCAAGAAACAUCCAGCAAGGUCGAAGUUCUGGAAGCGAACGUCGAAGAACAGACGAAGAUCAUCGCCGCAAAGGAUACCGAAAUGCUGGAGAAGAACGCAGCGGUUGAGGAGAUCCGGAAGAACCUGCUUGCUGUCGAGGAAUCGAUGCAGGCGAAGGUCGAGGAACUGACUUCCGUUUCGGAGCACUUGCUGGUUAAAAUCAAGGAGCUGGAAGCGGCUCAAAGUGCGAAGCAGGUGGAAGUUCUACAGCAAACGGCGUCGAUCGCGACCGUUCAGAAGGAGUGCCAGGAGGCCCGGGAACAACUGGAAGCAGUGCUGGAGGAGAAGACGAAACUUAAGCUGAAGAUCGAAGCUUUGAGCGCUGAACUAGACGGUUGCGUUAAGGAAGUCGGCGAAGCCGAGAGCACGAUCAAGCUGAAAGAUCAGGAGAUCAGGACGACCGUUGAAGCACUGACGGCAGCGGAAGCUGCUUCCGCUGAACUUGUUCAGCAAUUACAAGGAGUCAAGGCGGAUAAGCAGACCCUGGAAACACAGCUGGAAGCGCUGCGAAACGAACUGGAUAGCAAGCAGCAAGACCUGGAGCAGUUCUCGACCAAGCUGACCGACACGGAAGACUCGUCGCAAGCACUAGACAAGCAACUCAAGGAACUCCUCACCGUCAGAACCACCCUGCAAGCGGAAGUCCAGCAGCUAACCAACCAACUCGCUGAACAAAAGAAUCUAAACCAAACCCAGCAAGCAACCGUCCUUGCGAAGGAUCAAGAGAUCGCCCAACUUACCGCAGGACUCGACCAGAUCAAGACGUUCCAGCAGCAGCUCGAGGAGAAGGUGACCGACUUCGAGCAGGUCGUGUCCGAAAAGGACGAAGUCGAGACGCAGCUGGUCAAGGCGCAGAACGAGCUGGAGCUUCUCGGUGAAGAACGAGCCAAACUCGCGACGGAACUCGAGAAGCUCACCGAGGAGAAGGCGGACGUCGAUCGGCGCUUGAUUCAGCAGCUUCAGGACUACGACACGCUGAACGAAGGCUUCAUGAGCGAGCGGGACGCCAAGGAGACGAUGGUUCGCCAGAUGAAGACGCUGUUCGAUGAGAAGCAAGCCGUCAAGUCACAGCUGACGGCCAAGGAGAAGCAGCUGGAGAAGGUGAAGCGGGAGAUGGACGAACUGUUCGGCAAGAACAAGCAGAUGGACUCGCUGUCGCAAGAGCUGAUGACACUCAAGGUGGAGAAGACCGAACUGGAAGCGAAGAAGGAGGAGCUGUUCGAGGCGAUUGAGCACAAGGAAAUCCAGGAGAAGGCGCUGCAGGAGAGCGUAGAUCAUCUGCGAGAAAGCCUGAAGACGAAACAGCAAGAGAUCGAAGCACUGAACUCGGACAUGAGCAACCUGAAGGAAUCCCUGCACAACAUGAAGAUCGAAAACAGCAAACUCAAGUCCGCACAGGAACUCCAGCAAACCAAGAUGCUCAACCUGGAGAUGAAAAACUCCGAGCAGGGUAAGAAGAUUGACCAGCUGGAGGCGACCCUCAGCAAGACGGAGAUCAGCCACCUGGAAGACAACACCAAGGCGACGUCCCUCCUCAAAGAACUCGAGCAGUACAAGCUGUACGAAACACGGCUCGUACAGCUGGAGGACCUGCACCGCAAGGAGAAGGAAAUCAACGCGCAGUGCGUGCGCGACAACGACAUCCUGAGCGCGAAGCUGAAGCGCAACCGCAAGCAAACCGAAGAGAAGGAGCAGCAGUGGCUGCUCGAGAAGCAGAAGCUGCUGGAGAAGAUGACCGACAGCGGCAAGACGGCCGAGGAGAAGGUCAAGGAGACGCGCAUCGAGUACGAGGGCAAGCUGGAGAAGAUGAAGGAGAAAAUGAAAUCGCUGUACAACGACGAAAUGGAAAAGAUCCGAACCAAGCACGAGAAGGACUUUUUGGCCCUCAAGGUCGAGCUUCAGCAAGAAAUCAAGAAGUUCGAAAAGCUCCAGCUCCAGGCGACCAAGCUGCAGCAGCAGCUCAGCAUCGUCAACGACAAGAACCUGGACCUGAUGAAGGAGAACGAGUUCUGCAAGUCGAAGCUGCGCAUCAUGGAGGAGAUCCGGGACGAGCGCAAGUCGAUGUUGCCGCCGCCGGCCCACGCCCGGCUCUGCUCGAACCUCAAGAUGGAGGACGAAGAGGGGGAGAUCUUCAACAACACCUACCUGACGGAUCUGAAGGCGGGCCGGAUGACGUCGCCGGUAUUCGGGGGGCGCGAGUCCGUUCGGUACUCGGAGCUGCAGCAGCGCAACUCGAUGCAACCGCCGCACCUGAAGAGCAGCUACCUGCCGCAGUACACCGAUGGGGAUCUGACGGAUGACGAUCGGGACGCCGCCUCCGUAAACCUGGACGACAGCAGUACAAGCUUGAUCUCGCGCCGCAAGCAGGGCGGUACGACCUCGUACAAGCGGCCCGGCCCCCCAACACCCAGCAAGAAGGCCGGUCGCCUCUCCUUCGGCGGUUCCCUUCCCACCAACGACUUUCAGUACAAGGAGAUCGCCAACAACGCCAGCUCCAACUCUGGAACGACUUCGACGUCGUUGGCCAGCCGGCUCAGCUUUGGCGGUGGACGCAAGAGCAACGUGGACUCGUCGACGGUGCUGCCGGGACCGGCGAGUGGGACGCUGGCCGAGCUGAACGCCCGCCGGAAGACGCCCGGCAAGUUUAAGCAGAUGUUCAGCUCGUCGAACCUGCUGAACACGCUGCACAAGGACGAGAACACUCCGCCGCGGAGACGCUUAAGCCUGUUCAAUAAGAAUAAGAAGUAGAGACGAGGGGCUUACAGGGAAAAGAGUCCCAAUAUUUCAAAAACUUUUAUGUACAAAUUAGUGAUUUAGCUUCGCUUUAGUGUUAAGGUGUGUGGGCAUUACUAGCAAUAGGAGCUUUCGUUUGUUACUUUAAAAACACGUUACAGAGUAUCGAUUCUUUAAACAAUAAAAAGAAUCAAUCU